AUGGAAAGCACGUUUCUUAAGAGAUUUCAUGGCAGAAUUAUAUCAAUGUAUACCCCAGAUUUAUUAGAAUAUUCAGUCCCAGUCGAUAAAACACUGAAACCAAGCCAGCUUUAUUCAAAAACUCCAAUAAUUAAAAAUCCCAACUAUAAAAACGCUUCACAACACCCCAUAAAACCAAAAUCCACAAAAAAUCCACCAAAUCUUGAUAUAGAUAUUUUACCAAAAAUAAAAAUCCGCAGCUUUUCUCCUUAUCCUACUUCAAAUAUAAGCGAAAACCCUUUCAAAAAUAAAGCAUUAAAGCCAAAAUCUCCUGAGGUAUUACAAGAUCAAAAAAAUAAAUUUAGCAAAAUUAUUAAUCGCCCAAGCCUAGAUUAUAAAAAAAGGUAUGAAAAAUUAAAUAAAACUUAUGAUAUAUACCUUAUAUAAGAAAUUAAAUUGAUUUUUAAAAUAAUAUAAAUAAUUUGAAAAACUGGUCAUAUAGUAUAAACCUUGAUUUUUCACCAUUAGAAAAAUCAAAAAUUCUUAAAAAAGAGUUUGAGCUGGCAACUUCUGAACCUCAUCAAAUACAAUCGCCUUUAUCAAAAAACCCUAGAAAUAGAUCUCCAACUUUUUCUGACUAUAACAGCAAAUCAGAAAACGAAGGAUCUCAGCCGUUCAAACUUGAAGCUUUAAAUGGUUAUAAUAAAAUAAAACCAAAGAAGCUAAUAGGGCUUCCACUGUAA
This is a messenger RNA of Blepharisma stoltei, 722 nucleotides long. The record is from the annotation of a GenBank genome assembly. NCBI's taxonomy places the organism in Eukaryota, Ciliophora, Heterotrichea, Heterotrichida, Blepharismidae.